AUGCCGCCCUACUUCACGGGCCCCGCCGCCCUGUUCAGCGGCCCCGCCGCCCCACUUCGCGGCCCCGCCGCCCCACUUCGCGGCCCCGCCGCCCUGCUUCAGCGGCCUCGCCGCCCGUCUGCUGCGGCCCCGCCGCCCCAGUUCGCGGCCCCGCCGCCCUUCUUCAGCGGCCCCGCCGCCCGUGUGCUGCGGCCCCGCCGCCCCACUUCGCGGCCCCGCCGCCCCACUUCGCGGCCCCGCCGCCCUACUUCAACGGGCCCCGCCGCCCUACUUCAGCGGCCCCGCCGCCCUACGUCUGCGGCCCCGCCGCCCGUCUGCUGCGGCCCCGCCGCCCUACACCUGCGGCCCCGCCGCCCUACUUCAAGGGCCCCGCCGCCCUACUUCAAGGGCCCCGCCGCCCUACUUCAAGGGCCCCGCCGCCCUACUUCAUCGGCCCCGCCGCCCUACGUCAACAGGCCCCGCCGCCCGUCUGCUGCGGCCCCGCCGCUCUCCCCUCCUGCAGCAGCGCGCCCGAGCCGCCGACCGCCGCGCCGCCCUGUACCAGAGGAGCCGAGCCGCCCUGCCGCCGAGCCGCCCGGCCGCCCACCAGCCGAGCCGCCGUGCAGCCGAGCCGCCCAGCCGCCGAGCCGCCCAGCAGCCGAGCCGCCCCGCAGCCGAGCCGCCGAGCCGCCCAGCAGCCGAGCCGCCCAGCCGCCGAGCCGCCCUACAGUUGAGCCGCCCGAGCAGCCCUGUCCGGGUCGAGCCAUUGACUUUGAGGUCUGGGUCGACGACCUGCAGCUGUUCUUACAGUGCGAUAGGGCGAACGGUCUUUCUCUCUUUGACCUCACCUCUGGCGCCUCUCGUGCCCCUGCUGCUGAUGCUGACCCCACUGUUCGCUCUCAGUGGGCCACCCGCGAUGCUGCUGCACGUCUUGCUGUGCGUCGCCACCUGCCUACCACUGAGCGCGCGCACUUUAGUCAGUACAAGAGUGCUCAGACCUUGUACGACGCUGUAGUUGCGCGCUACUCUUCCCCUGCCACUGCUGCACUGAGCCGCCUCAUGCUACCGUGA
Messenger RNA from Closterium sp. NIES-65, 1050 nucleotides. Lineage: Eukaryota; Viridiplantae; Streptophyta; Zygnematophyceae; Desmidiales; Closteriaceae. The record is from the annotation of a GenBank genome assembly.